AUGUUAGAUGCGCGACGGUCAUGGAUGGCUUGGGUGCAUUCGGCCUCGGUAUUUGCUGCAUUUGCCGGUGGCGCGCUUGCGAACCCGGCUGUUCAAGAUCCCGCGCAGUCGUCGGAUCCCGCGACGAUACCGGAGACGAUAUGUCCGGCUACGAGUUUGUGGGAGACUGAGGCCGAGCCUUUCCAGCUUCCGAUCUGUCCGGAGACUCGCUGGGGACGAUACCAAGUCCAGACGGCAUCGGCAAUGGAAACUCGAGCUACCCCCGGUCUAGAAUCUGUUGCUCCUCCUCCAGGAACGGCAGAUGCAGCGGCAGGACAAACCGCGGAGCAGGAUCAGGAUACGGAUUCCUUACUGGAUAGUGCGAGUUUCCUUUCGUUUGAAGACUGGAAGAAACAGAAUCUGGCCAAUGCCGGACAAUCCGCCGAGAAUGUUGGAGGGAGCAGACGCGCUGCGGCGGUCGGCAAAGAAGGUCGGCGGCAACCUGGGAUUAAUAAUGCGUUGGACUCGCUAGGGGAUGAUGGGGAGAUCGAACUGGACUUUGGUGGCUUUGGUGCAGAGACAUCCGAGGCAAGCCCUACGGCUUGGGGCACGCCGAUUCCAUCGCAUUAUGCCGACAGAUUGUAUGGCGAGGCUGAUGAGCAUGUUCCUGCACAUGGCAUCAUCCAGAAAGACGGAUCGCGUCGCAAGGAUGCCGGGACUACGUGCAAAGAGCGCUUUAACUAUGCGUCCUUUGACUGUGCGGCAACGGUACUCAAGACGAACUCCGAGUGCAAGGGCUCGUCUUCCGUGCUGGUUGAGAAUAAGGACAGUUACAUGUUAAACGAGUGCCGAGCACAGAACAAGUUCCUGAUCCUCGAACUGUGUGAUGAUAUUCUCGUGGACACCGUUGUCCUGGCAAACUACGAAUUCUUCAGCUCGAUCUUCCACACUUUUCGAGUCAGCGUUUCUGACCGGUAUCCCGCAAAGCCGGACCAGUGGAAAGAACUGGGCGUAUACGAAGCGAGAAAUACGCGCGAGGUGCAGGCAUUUGCGGUUGAGAAUUCUCUUAUUUGGGCUCGGUAUCUUCGAAUUGAGUUCUUGACGCACUAUGGCCAUGAGUUCUACUGCCCUAUCAGUCUCAUUCGUGUGCAUGGAACUACCAUGAUGGAGGAGUACAAGCACGACGAGAGUGGCCGGGCAGAUGAUGAAGAGGUCGUGGAGCCAGUUCAAAUUGGCGAGCUCCCCGCAGAUGAACAAACAGAACAAGUUCAGCCUCGAGUUGAAGAGACCAAGAUUGAAGAACAGCCUCAGGAGAUAUGCCUCCAUCGUCUCACCGCAGUGGAAGCAACCCUCCUUGGUCUAGGGACUAGACCUGCAGAGACAUGUGGUAUCAACGAUAUUCCGGCAAGGGCUACUCCGGAGAGAACUGCCACCAAGGAUCAGCCGGAUUCACCACCAACGGUGAACUCGACACUUACAACAGGAGAUGGUGUUCCUGCGACCCAAUCCGGAUCAUCCGCCCCAGCGACGGCCGAAGAUGCUCGAAAGCCCGGUGAAUCGCCGAAAGCUGUGGCAACGACACCUGAUGCUUCAGUUGUCCCCGGAGAGCCUGUACAGCAAAAUUCCACCGUCGAGAAUACGGGUAAACCCACGAUGAACCCCAAGGAGGAGCAAAACAGUGCGCUUCCGGAGUCAACUCGACCGACAUCCACACAACCUCCACCUUCAAACCCGACAACCCAAGAGUCAUUCUUCAAAUCCGUUCACAAGCGACUACAAAUGCUUGAAUCUAACUCGACUCUUUCGCUUCUCUAUAUUGAAGAGCAAUCUCGCAUUCUUCGUGAUGCCUUCAACAAAGUUGAGAAACGUCAACUCUCAAAAACAUCCAAUUUCCUUGAGAAUUUGAACGUCACCGUUCUCAACGAGCUGAGGGAAUUCCGAGAACAAUACGACCAUGUUUGGAAAUCCGUUGCCUUUGAAUUCGAGCACCAGCGCGUGCGCUAUCAUCACGAGGUGACUUCCAUCAGUGCCCAGCUGGGUGUGCUGGCCGACGAGCUAGUCUUCCAGAAACGCGUGACGGUCAUCCAAAGCAUCAUGGUUCUGUGCUGCUUCGCACUAGUACUGUUCUCGCGAGGAUCUGUCAGCAACUACAUGGAAUUCCCACGCGUCCAGCGAAUGGUCGCUCGGUCCUACAGCCUGCGAUCUUCAUCCCCAAUAUUUGUCUCACCCUCGGCCAGCCCUGGAUCCACACGGCCGACCUCCUCGCACCAUGAAAGCGCCCUCCACAGGCGGAACCUUUCAGAUAGCUCCUCUUCUCAGGACAGUCCGGCUAGCCCGACGGUGCAAUACAUUCCACCGACCCCGACGUCCGACGUCUCCCGGGAGGUCGGGAUUGAGGAUGAAAAGGCCAACCGGCCAGCCUCGCCAGACUCAAUGACUGUGCCUACGCUCGGGACACCGCAAUUUCGGUCCCGUAGUACACCACCCGGCUUGGGUGGUCAUACGAUGGAUCUCGGACUAGACGAGGCUAGCGAGGACGAGAACCUCCUAGACCCGAAGUCUUCUUGA
Molecule: messenger RNA, 2547 nt
Organism: Penicillium cinerascens
Lineage: Eukaryota; Fungi; Ascomycota; Eurotiomycetes; Eurotiales; Aspergillaceae
Product: Sad1/UNC domain protein
Exons: 1
Coding region: 1-2547 (848 amino acids)
Biological process (GO): protein folding in endoplasmic reticulum
Cellular component (GO): cytoplasm; membrane
Source: RefSeq, a predicted model, not a curated record